AUGAAAUCGUUUGCGCUUCUAGUUGCUCUGUUCGCUGUGGCCAGCGCCAACAUCGACAUCGAUUGGUCGAAGGUUCGACCGAUCGAGGAGUUCGAUCACUACUGGGCCCGUCUGCCGGCGGAGAUGCAGAUCUACCGUAAGAUGAUGCCAUCCCACCGUAUCGUCAAUGGUCAGGAAGCGACGCCCGGCCAGUUCCCGUACCAGAUCGCGCUGCUGAGCAGCUUUGCGGGUGGUACCGGUCUGUGCGGAGGUUCCGUCCUCACCAACAACUACAUCCUGACUGCUGCCCAUUGUGUUCUGUCUGGUACAACUCCGGCUACCGGAGGUACUGCCAUCCUGGGUGCCCACAACCGUAACGAUGUGGAACCUACCCAACAGCGCAUUGCUUUCACGACUGCCGGCAUCAUUGCCCAUCCGGCAUACAAUCCAGCCAACAUCCGCAACGAUAUUGCUGUUGUGCGUCUGAACUCUCCGAUCGUCUUCAACGACCGUGUCCAACCUAUUCGCCUACCAGCUCGCUCGGAUACUCGCCAGUUCGGUGGAUUCACCGGAACCGUGUCCGGAUUUGGUCGUACCACGGAUACUGGAGCAACUUCUCCUGUAGUGAUGUACACCACCAACCCGGUCAUGACCAACGCUGACUGUAUUGCUCGCUGGAACACUGCCCUGAUUCAGCCCCAGAACGUGUGCCUGAGCGGUGAUGGUGGUCGCUCGGCCUGCAAUGGUGACUCCGGUGGUCCGUUGGCUGUCCGCGAAAAUGGAAGCCUCCAGAUCGGUGUCGUGUCGUUCGGAUCUGCUGCCGGUUGCUCGGUCGGUAUGCCAUCGGUGUACGCCCGUGUAUCGUUCUUCCUGGACUGGAUCGAGGCCAACUCGGACUUCACUGCUGACGCUUGAAAUGUUUAAAAUAAAGACAAUUUUUUUUU
This is a messenger RNA of Anopheles maculipalpis, 923 nucleotides long. Its product is annotated as brachyurin-like. The record is from RefSeq and is a predicted model, not a curated record. Gene Ontology annotation, molecular function: serine-type endopeptidase activity. Bases 1 to 894 code for a protein of 297 amino acids. NCBI's taxonomy places the organism in Eukaryota, Metazoa, Arthropoda, Insecta, Diptera, Culicidae. Gene Ontology annotation, biological process: proteolysis. The transcript has a single exon.